Molecule: messenger RNA, 126 nt
Organism: Botrytis fragariae
Lineage: Eukaryota; Fungi; Ascomycota; Leotiomycetes; Helotiales; Sclerotiniaceae
Exons: 2
Coding region: 1-126 (41 amino acids)
Source: RefSeq, a predicted model, not a curated record
AUGUUUGAUACUAGCUUGCUCUCAACUAUGAGAGCACAUAGUUUUCGGAUUGCAGUCCGGAUUCCCGGAAACCAUGGCCCCGCUUGGGAAUCACACGCUAUUGUUGCUAGCUCGCCUCGUUGCUAA